Emericellopsis atlantica is the source of this 1452-nucleotide messenger RNA. Its product is annotated as Vta1 like-domain-containing protein. Bases 236 to 1363 code for a protein of 375 amino acids. Gene Ontology annotation, biological process: late endosome to vacuole transport via multivesicular body sorting pathway. The transcript has 2 exons. The record is from RefSeq and is a predicted model, not a curated record. NCBI's taxonomy places the organism in Eukaryota, Fungi, Ascomycota, Sordariomycetes, Hypocreales, Bionectriaceae. Gene Ontology annotation, cellular component: multivesicular body.
UUGCAGCUCAGGAACGGUGGCGCGAGCUGUGGAGGGGCACCAAAAAGUGUGGCGCGCCCACAUGGGAUUGUUGACUACCAGCCACACUUCCGACUUACAUCCCCGCAACGUCAUACGACCUGUCUUCCAUAUUCACACUCUACAAAUACAUUGCGAUAACACAUGACCGCACGUCUCCUUCGACACCCGCAGCAUCAAGACCACUUCUCGAUCUCGGUACACACACAUUGAAACCAUGGCUGAGGCUCUUCCCGAGUCGCUCAAAAUCCCCGAGGUCAGCCGCUUCAUCAAGCGCGCUGGCCAGCUGCGUUCGGUCAAGCCAGCCGUCGCAUACUGGUGCGAGUACCGCGCCGUCAAUCAAAUUGUUGGGAAAGGGUUACACUCGGGUGACGAGGACGCCUUCGCAUUCACGACGAACCUGAUCGAUCAACUCGAGACGACAAAGGCUGAACACGCUGCCGAGGAUGCGAUUACCGACAACGAGGUCGCCAAGGUCUACAUUGAGCAAUUCGCGCAACAGACGUUUGACCGUGCAGAGCGCACCCUCCGCGCCGACAAGGUCACUCGACAGACAGCCGACACGUUCGACGCGGCGGCUACCUUCUUCGACCUCCUCCGCGAAUGGGGCGAGCUCGAGCCCGAGGUCCUGCAAAAAAUCAAGUUCGCCAAGUGGAAUGCCGCGCGGAUCCUCAAGGCGUUGCGAGAAGGACGUGACCCCAACGAGUCGAACCCGAAGCAACCUGAACAGGCAGAAGGGGGCGAGGAGGAGGGAGCGACCGGUCUUGAUCCCAACGACCCGGACGUUCAAGAACUCGCCUCCCUAGGCACCGCGCCUCAACCGGCCACUGUACAAGACGCGCCCGACGCCGGCGAACCUCUGGGAAGCGCUGGUCCUCCGCCGCAUCCUCCGGCCCCCGAAGACUACUUUCCCACAGGACCACACCCGCCGCAGCCUUCUACUCCGGGCUCUGUGGUCCCACCCUCAGUUCCGGCAUCCAUACCGAGUGUCGCGCCCGAAGGGCCAGCCUCGGCUGCUUCUUCGAUCCCGCCAGGUCCGUCACCACAUCUUCCAACCAAGCUGUCUUCGCAGUUUGCGCCUCCGCCGGGUCCAGCGUUCCCAGGCUCUUCUGCCAGCAGCUUUCAGCCCUCCGUUCCGCAGCAGCAGCCCAGUGCCCCUUCGCUUCCACAACCUGUGCCCGUACCGGCACCAGCGCCUAGUGCACCUUCACCCGCCGCCCAUUACAAGGACCUCAACCAGGCGCAAAAACAUGCCAAGUGGGCAAUCUCGGCACUGAAUUUUGAAGACGUGCCCACCGCGGUGCAAGAGCUCAGAAACGCCCUGACGGCGCUGGGGGCACAGUGAGAGGCCCUGAGUGGAGCUGCAAUUUUCACAUUACAUUUGAAGCGUUUAGACGUGUCCAAGAUUUCAAUGAAGCAAGUUCACACUUGUCA